AUGGAACGCACAUAUCAAUAUGCAUGGAUUAUACCUUUCGUUCCGCUUCUAGUUACUAUGUUAAUAGGAUUGGAACUCCUGCUUAAUCCGACAGCAACAAAAAAUAUUCGUCGUAUAUGGGCUUUUCCCGCUGUUUUAUUGUUAAGUAUAGUUAUGGUCUUUUCCACUAAGCUGGCGAUCCAGCAAAUCAAUGGUAGCUCAAUUUAUGAAUAUCUAUGGUCUUGGAGCAUCACUAGUGAUUUUUCCUUAGAAUUCGGCUACUUGAUUGAUCCACUUACUUCUAUUAUGUCGAUAUUAAUCACUACUGUUGGAAUCCUGGUUCUUAUCUAUAGUGAUAAUUAUAUGUCUCAUGACCGAGGAUAUUUGAGAUUUUUUGCUUAUAUGAGUUUUUUCAAUACAGCGAUGCUGGGAUUAGUUACUAGUCCCAAUUUGAUACAAAUCCAUAUUUUUUGGGAACUAGUGGGAAUGUGUUCCUAUCUGUUAAUAGGUUUUUGGUUUACCCGACCAAUUGCAGCAAAUGCCUGUCAAAAAGCGUUUGUGACCAAUCGUGUGGGGGAUUUUGGUUUAUUAUUAGGAAUCCUAGGUUUUUAUUUAAUAACAGGUAGUUUCGAAUUUCAGGAUUUAUUCGAAAUAUUCAAUGAUUCGAUCAUUAAUAACAAUGAGAUGAAUUCCUCAUUUGCUACGCUUUGUGCCUUCUUAUUAUUCCUCGGUGCAGUUGCUAAAUCUGCGCAAUUCCCACUUCAUGUAUGGUUACCUGAUGCUAUGGAGGGACCCACUCCUAUUUCGGCUCUGAUACAUGCGGCUACUAUGGUAGCCGCAGGAAUUUUUCUUGUAGCUCGGCUUCUUCCUCUUUUCAUAGCCAUACCUUACAUAAUGAAUAUCAUAUCUUUGAUAGGUGUAAUAACGGUACUAUUAGGAGCUACCUUAGCUCUUGCUCAAAGAGAUAUUAAGAGAAGUUUAGCUUAUUCCACGAUGUCUCAAUUGGGAUACAUUAUGUUAGCUUUGGGUAUAGGUUCUUAUCGAGCCGCUUUAUUCCAUUUGAUCACUCAUGCUUAUUCUAAAGCAUUAUUGUUUUUAGGGUCUGGAUCAAUCAUUCAUUCCAUGGAACCCAUUAUUGGGUAUUCUCCGACUAAGAGUCAGAACAUGGUUCUUAUGGGCGGUUUAACUAAAUAUAUGCCAAUUACAAAAACAACUUUUUUUUUAGGUACACUUUCUCUUUGUGGUAUUCCACCCCUCGCUUGUUUUUGGUCCAAAGACGAAAUUCUUAAUGAUAGUUGGUUGUAUUCACCGAUUUUUGCGAUAAUAGCUUUCUACACAGCAGGAUUAACUGCAUUUUAUAUGUUUCGUAUGUAUUUACUUACUUUCGAAGGGCAUUUACGUAGUCAUUUUCAAAAUUACAGCGGACACACAAAUAGUUCCUUCUAUUCAAUAUCCAUAUGGGGGCAAGAAGGUUCCAAACCUGUUAGCAGCAAUUUGCUUUUAACAACAAGGAAUAAUAAUGACAAGUCCUCCUUUUCCAAUUGCUCGUUUUCUAAUACAUAUAAAAUUGCCGGUUAUGUAAGAACCAUGCGAUCAUCUUUUAGUACUCAUUUUUUCAAAAAAGACUCUCAUACUUUACUAUAUCCGCAUGAAUCGGACAAUACCAUGUUAUUUCCCCUGCUUAUAUUGGCCAUAUUUACUUUGUUCGUUGGAUGCAUAGGAAUUAAUUUCGGGCACGAAGUAAUGGAGGUUGACAUAUUAUCAAAAUGGUUAACCCCAUCGAUGAAACUUUUCCAUCAGAAUUCAACUGAUGAAGAUUGGUAUAAAUUUUUGACGAAUGCAUUUUAUUCAGUUAGUAUAGCCUACUUCGGAAUAUUUAUAGCAUCUGUUCUAUAUGGGUCUGUCUAUUCAGAUCGACAAAAUUUGUACUUAAUCAAUUCAUUUGCUAAAAUAGAUUCUAAAAUGAGAAUUCGUUUAGAACAAAUAAUAAAUGUCAUAUACAACUGGUCAUACAAUCGCGGCUACAUAGACGUUUAUUACGAAAAAGUAUUCAUUAGGGGUGUACGAGGAUUAGCUCAACUAACUCAUUCUUUUGAUCGACGAGUCAUUGAUGGAGUUACUAAUGGGAUUGGCGUUGCAAGUUUCUUUCUAGGAGAAGGUAUUAAAUAUAUAGGGGGGGGUCGAAUUUCCUCUUAUCUAUUCUUAUAUUUAGCUUGUGUAUCAAUAGUCCUACUAAUUUACUAUUACUAUUUUUUCUAA
Molecule: messenger RNA, 2238 nt
Organism: Nymphaea colorata (pocket water lily)
Lineage: Eukaryota; Viridiplantae; Streptophyta; Magnoliopsida; Nymphaeales; Nymphaeaceae
Source: the annotation of a RefSeq genome assembly